Chiloscyllium plagiosum (whitespotted bambooshark) is the source of this 3452-nucleotide messenger RNA. Its product is annotated as transducin-like enhancer protein 1. NCBI's taxonomy places the organism in Eukaryota, Metazoa, Chordata, Chondrichthyes, Orectolobiformes, Hemiscylliidae. Gene Ontology annotation, biological process: regulation of DNA-templated transcription; negative regulation of canonical Wnt signaling pathway. Gene Ontology annotation, molecular function: transcription corepressor activity; protein binding. Gene Ontology annotation, cellular component: transcription regulator complex; nucleus. The record is from RefSeq and is a predicted model, not a curated record.
AGUUGCGGUGAAAACAUUAGAUUUCUCUCCAGGAAACCGCGUGUCCUGAGCUCUGCCAGUGGAAAGACUUCACUCGGAUCCUGCUUUAGUUUCACCUUCACCCCUUCCCCCCCCCCCACCCCCCCACCUCCCAACCCCGAGAAACUAUUAUUAUUUCCUGUCCCCUUCCAACUUCCCUCUUUUUUAAAAAAAAUAUUUCCUCUCUAUUUGGUGUUUGUAUUGAUAUCAUUCAUCUGCUUUUCUUAUACAUCAGCCGGGACUCCGAGUGGAAAAGAGAGAGAGAGAUCGGAGGUUGGGUUGGGGGGGGGGGAGUGGAAGAAGUAUCCGACAUUACUGACAGAUUUACGAGCCAAUUGCGAACCAUCGCCUCAAGGCUACAUGAUUUGAUCCCGACAGAGAAGUGCUUGUUUGAAUUAGCCCAUCGGAACAAAGGGAUCCGGGGAUGUACAACAUUGUAUUGCACUGUGUUUGAUCGCGGCUACCCCCCCCCCCCCCCUCCCCAAAACCUAUAUCAUUUGGGGGUGUUUCGUAAUUUCUGAAGAUCGUCAGCGAUCUGGAGAAUUUCCUACAGCAGCAGCAGCAGCAACGUGAAAGAUGUUUCCUCACAACCGAUCAUCGGUUCCACCAUCUGCAACUCCAGCAGCAUCAUCCCAGCCCUUAAAGUUCACCUUCCCAGAAACAUUGGAUCGAAUUAAGGAAGAAUUCCAGUUUCUGCAGGCACAGUACCACAGCCUUAAGAUGGAAUGUGAGAAACUGGCCAGUGAAAAGACAGAGAUGCAGCGACAUUAUGUGAUGUACUAUGAAAUGUCAUAUGGCCUCAAUCUUGAGAUGCAUAAACAAACUGAAAUUGCAAAGAGACUGAAUGUGAUCUGUGCCCAGCUCCUUCCUUACUUAUCACAGGAACAUCAGCAACAGGUAAUCCAGACCAUAGAACGUGCAAAGCAAGUGACCAUGGGUGAAUUAAACGCUGCCAUCGGGGUCCGAGGACUUCCCAUUCUACCACCCCCACACCACUUUCAACCCCAACAGCUAUCCCAUCAUGCAUCUCCCUUCCCACUUGCCCUCCACCCAUCAGGUCUGCAACUUCCCACCAUGUCAUCCAUCGGUGCGAGCUCAGGUCUUCUGGCGCUGUCCAACGCACUUGCAGCUCAUCCCCCGUUUGCGCUGAAAGAAGACAAGAAUCAUCAAGAUCCGGAGCAUCGACGAGACAGAGACCAAGGCUCAAGCUCUGUACAUUCAUCCAAUGGAGACAAACCAAGGAACUCCACUGAAUACCCCAACCAUCUAAAGAAGAAGAAGACAGAGGAACGAGAUUCGGUGAAUGAUUAUGACAGUGAUGAAGACAAGAGUGAUGAUAAUCUUGUGGUUGAUGUUUCUAACGAGGAACCUUCAUCACCUCACAGCAGUCCUUCUCAAGCAACACAUGAAAAUGGAUUAGACAAACUGCAUGUGAGGAGGAAGAACCAAGUGAAUAGUCCCAGCUCUUUAGUUUCCACUAGUAGCACUCCUCCUCCACCACUAAAGAGUAAAGACCCAGCUGUGAAUGAGAAAUCCAGUACACCUAGUCUGAAGUCGAAUAUACCAUCAUCGCGGGGGGAUUCUGCAACCCCAGGCACGAGUGGGACAUCACAACUCUGCUCAGCCUCGAGCAAAACUGGGGCUGAUCCUUUAGCAUUGGGGUUAAAAACACCUCUGUCUGUACAGGGUGCUUUCCCUGUUCCAUUCGGAAUGGUCCACACUGCAGUCAAUGGGGGGAUUGCUGGUGCCAAUGCAUACGCAGGUUUACACUUCGCUUCCCCUCAACUCAAUGGUGGAGCCUCGGCCUCCACAUUUGGACGCUCCUCUGUGGCUGGAUUUGAGCCUCACUCUCACAAACGAGGUCCUGGACUCCCUGGGAGCCUGUCCGCAGCGACUGCAGGAAAACCUGCCUACUCAUUCCAUGUUGGAGCAGACAGACAGAUGCAGCCUGUCGCUUUCCCGACCGAUGCUCUCACAGGCCCAGGCAUCCCGCGGCACGCACGACAGAUCAACAACCUUCCCCACGGAGAGGUGGUGUGUGCAGUGGCCGUCAGUAACUUCACAAAGCACGUGUACACUGGGGGAAAAGGCUGCGUCAAAGUGUGGGAUAUCAGUCAGCCAGGAAACAGAAGCCCAGUCUCACAGCUGGAUUGUCUGAACAGGGAAAACUAUAUCCGGACCUGCAAGCUCUUCCCCGAUGGCCGAAGUCUGAUUGUGGGUGGCGAAGCCAACACCAUUUCCAUCUGGGAUCUCGCAGCUCCGAGUCCGCGAAUAAAAGCUGAAUUGACCUCGUCAGCCCCUGCUUGCUACGCACUGGCUAUUAGCCCUGAUGCUAAAGUCUGCUUCUCCUGCUGCAGCGACGGAAGUAUUUUUGUCUGGGAUCUGCAUAAUGAAACACUCAUUCGGCAGUUCCAAGGCCACUCUGACGGCGUCAGCUGCACUGAUAUUUCAAAUGAUGGGACCAAGCUAUGGACUGGAGCACUGGACAACACAGUCAGGUGCUGGGACCUGAGGGAGGGGCGUCAGGUGCAUCAGCAUGAUUUUGCCUCACAGAUCUUUGCACUGGGCUGUUGCCCAACAGGGGGAUGGCUGGCUGUUGGCACGGAGAGCAGCAAUGUAGAGGUUUUACAUGUCAACAAACCGGAUAAAUAUCAGCUUCACCUUCAUGAGAGUUGUGUUCUGUCACUCAAAUUUGCUUAUUGCGGUAAAUGGUUUGUAAGCACUGGAAAAGACAACCUUCUCAAUGCAUGGAGAGUACCGUAUGGAGCAAGUAUAUUCCAGUCCAAAGAAUCUUCAUCUGUACUAUGCUGUGACAUCUCAGUUGAUGACCAAUAUGUUGUUACUGGCUCAGGGGACAAGAAGGCCACGGUUUAUGAAGUAAUUUACUGAGGAUUCAGACCUUUAUUGGAAGGGAUGGGAUUGUGGGGGGAGGGAGCCUUUAACCUUGAAGAAGAGACCUGGAACCUGGAUCAGUGAAGCGUAUUACCCAAGGAUCAUGUUGAAUGGAAUUUUCGUCCUCGCAGGAAGAUUUUCUGAUGUGGCCUUGACUUGGUUGUUGAAAUUAACUUUGACUUGCUUUAACGAAAGAGGAUAUAUGAGUAGACCAAAAUGGUGGAUGUUCACCUGAAGAGGAAGGGUUACUCAAGAUUCCACAGUCCCACUAACUCCAGAUUUGAUGUUAAUGUUUAGGGUAACAUUAAUUGUACAUUUUUUUCAUUGUUCCUUUUUGUUAUUUGUAAUGUUAAAAUCCACUGUUGGGUUUCAUAACUUGAUGGGGAGAAAUCUGAAGCUGCUUGAUUUUAAUUUUUAGACAGAGGUAACUCCUUUCAACAGUGUGCUGCCCCUGGAUCGGAGAAGGUCCUUACAGAAACUGAACAUUGUGUCUGAAGAUUUUUGCGAUGAGUUGCGUUUUAAAACAUAUUUAUGAAAAAGCA